UGUCCCUGUGGAAUCAGCAAUAAUGCUUCUUUUUUCCUCUGUUAUCUCUGUUGGGGGAAGGGGACAUGCUGCGACCGCGUGCCAGUAAUCUUGGCUUUUGGACAUGAAUGCCCUUGUCUCCUCCAUCCAUCCCACAAAUAACCCCACAAGCGAACAGCCUCUCUUUUCUCUUCCCUUGCACUGCAAGCGGCGUUUCUGCUCCCCAGGAACAUCUUCCAUUACACGUAGCCGGAGCGGCACACCCGUUUCUCUCUUUCUGUGUCUCUUGUUGUACGAGUUCAGAGAGAGAGAGAGAGAGAGAGAGAGAGAGAGAGAGAUUAUAGAUGGGUGUCGGAACGAGCACGUUUGUCAUCAGAUGGAUCAACUUCAUCACUAUGCUUUUGGCUAUAGCUGUUAUAGGGUUUGGCGUGUGGAUGAGUACUCAUGAUGACAACUGCCGAAAGUCCCUCACUCUUCCUGUUCUGGGUCUUGGGGCAUUUAUAUUCAUAAUAUCAAUAAUCGGCUUUCUUGGUGCAUUGAAGAACAACUCGAUACUGUUGUGGGCUUACUUGAUAUUGUUAUGCCUGAUAUUGGUGGGAAUCCUUGUGUUCACCGUGCUAGCCUUCAUUGUGACAAACAAUGGUUCGGGGCACAGCGUAGCCGGUUUAAGGUACAAAGAGUAUCAACUUCAGGAUUACAGUUCAUGGUUUCUAAAACAAUUAAACGAUGCCCAUAACUGGGAGCGCUUGAAGAGUUGUCUUGUGAAGUCUGAGGACUGCAAUGACUUAUCGAAGAAAUAUAAGACUCUCAGACAAUAUAAAUCAGCAAAAUUAACCCCAAUUGAAGCUGGUUGUUGCCGACCUCCAUCUGAAUGUGGUUACCCUAGCAUGAACGCGUCGUACUAUGACUUGAGCUACCACCCCGUUAGUUCCAACAAGGACUGCAAGCUCUAUAAGAACUCCCGAGCUGUGAAGUGCUACAAUUGUGAUUCGUGCAAGGCUGGAGUUGCUCAGUAUAUGAGGAUUCAGUGGAGGGCGGUUGCAAUUUUCAACGUUAUCCUGUUCGUUCUCUUGUCAGUGAUUUAUUUCAUCGGAUGCUGUGCGAGGCAAAAUGCUGCCCGGAACCGCUCUAAAACUUGAGAAAAAAUAGGCUUAUAAUUGGAAAAAGGACUCGCUGUUGCCAAAAGUCGAGUUCUCUUCAAACAAGAUUAUCUGAGAGCGAGCCAGUGUCAUUCUUUUACACUAGAUAAUAUGUCGGGUUUGUUUCUUCAUCGAGAUUUCUUUUGCGAAUGCAAACAUGUUCCUUGUGAGCUUGUAGUCGAAGUAUGAAUUGAAAACAUUUGAAGGUUUCAAAUGCUUCUGUAAUUCAUCUGUUGUUGUCUUGUGGAAGGAAUAUUCAUUCGUUAAUGUAAGUCGACUUCAUCUU
This is a messenger RNA of Syzygium oleosum, 1404 nucleotides long. Its product is annotated as tetraspanin-10. The transcript is spliced from 11 exons. The coding region runs from base 324 to 1118 and encodes 264 amino acids. Lineage: Eukaryota; Viridiplantae; Streptophyta; Magnoliopsida; Myrtales; Myrtaceae. The record is from RefSeq and is a predicted model, not a curated record. Gene Ontology annotation, cellular component: plasmodesma; plasma membrane. Gene Ontology annotation, biological process: auxin-activated signaling pathway.